Molecule: messenger RNA, 750 nt
Organism: Beta vulgaris subsp. vulgaris (sugar beet)
Lineage: Eukaryota; Viridiplantae; Streptophyta; Magnoliopsida; Caryophyllales; Amaranthaceae
Exons: 1
Coding region: 1-750 (249 amino acids)
Molecular function (GO): RNA-DNA hybrid ribonuclease activity; nucleic acid binding
Source: RefSeq, a predicted model, not a curated record
AUGCCCGUUGGAACCCACACAUAUUUUAGAUGCUGGAUUAAGGAGAAUAUGCAGUCUACCGAAAAGUUCUGGGACCUACCUUGGGGGUCUCUUUUUCCAUAUAUGUGUCAUGAAAUUUGGAAGGAUAGGAAUACAUGUGUUUUCAAAAAUCAAAACCCGUCGCCUUUUCGAGUAAUCUGCUUUAGGGCCAGAGAAAAGGUGAAAGAGUUUCUAGCUGCCACAGGUUCGGUUUCUUUAAAUAAUGAUCCACUCCCUUUUGCCCACUCUAAAGAUUUCUUGAUGAUCCAUGUUGAUGUUUCUUUUGUUGGGAAUAUGGAGGUGGCUGGGAUUGGGGGGGUGAUUCGUAAGGAUGGUGGUCACUGGGUUUGGGGGUUUGGGAAGAAGACAUUUGCUAAAAAUGCCCUUGAAGCGGAACUUCUAGCAAUUCUUGAGGCUCUUGUUCUGAUUGAAAAACACAAGCUCCCGAAGGCCAUUGUAUAUUCUGACUGUAUGGAUGCGACUAACCUACUCACAGGGGGUCAACCUGACCUCUAUUCAAAUCUGAUUAAUAUGUGCAGGCAGUGGAUGACUAAGCGACCGGAUAUCCAGCUUAAGCAUUGUAGCAGGAAGUACAACAAGGUGGCGGAUCUCCUGGCCAAAGAUUGUAGGAACAUGGAUGGGAAUAGUAUUGUAACUAGGAUUUUCCCUCUCCCCCCUAGUUACUGUUUGGAACAAUUACUCUCGGAUUGUAAUAUGUUUGACUUUAUCUAA